CUACAUGUCAAAGAAUCAGAGAAGCAAAUAAUUGAGAGCUAUGAAGAUAAGGUUAAAGAUGAUGAAGUAAAAGAUUAUAAAGACAGAUCAAUUAAGAAUAAUGAUGAAAAGAAUGAUAAAGACAGAUUAAUUAAGAAUGAUGAUGAAAAGAAUGAUAAAAGCUAUUCAAUUAAGAUUAAGGCUUAA
This is a messenger RNA of Racocetra persica, 186 nucleotides long. NCBI's taxonomy places the organism in Eukaryota, Fungi, Glomeromycota, Glomeromycetes, Diversisporales, Gigasporaceae. The record is from the annotation of a GenBank genome assembly.